UUACGCGUUAGUGUGGUUUUAGAUCUUGAUUUUUGCUUUGCCUGGUAGCGCUGAGUGGAACUGAGCUGAAGUCUGUCGACUGCAGCUGAAGUAAAGACUCAUGGAGGCUGUUGUCAUGACAGGCUUAAGCGGCAGAGCUUUAAGAGAGGACUGGAUUAAUAUGGAAAGUGAAAGCAGCAUCAGAGUCCACAGACAUGAACUGGCUGUGUGUCAUCGGGGCCUCUGAUGCUUUAGCAGUCAUGACUGCCCUUAUCUGGAUGCUCACAUGGCUGCCUCAAGUCCUCACAGCUAUGAGUGAACUGCCCCAUCCUGUGAACCUCACCCUGACAUCCAGCCACUUCACUCAUGUGUUGAAAUGGCAGCCCGGACCAGGAACACCCAGUGGGGUGUACUUCAAUGUCACCAUUAACACAGAAAAGGGAACAUCCUGGACACCAGUGGCUGGCUGCGAACGUGUCCAGUACCCACUGGUUUGCAACCUCACAAAUGCUUUCCAUGACCCAAGUGAAGUCUACUUUGUCCGGGUUGUAGCCAGGAAGGAAGCACAGACAUCAAAACCAGUGACUCACCCAGCAUUUAAACCCAUCACAGAUGCUCAGCUGGAUAUGCCACUGCUAAGUGUUACGUCCUGUGGCAGCGACCUGUGUGUGGAUCUUCAUCCUCCCAUGGAACAGCUAAGGGAGGUCUAUGGCACUCUACAUUACACACUCAAGAUCCAGAGAAGUGGUGCCGAUGGAGCUACGUUCUUCAAAGACAUUCAGUCUCUCAGAAGACAGGUUUUACAGGAGCUGACCCCUGGUAGACAGUACUGUGUCUCAGUCCGCAUCUCAUUGAAUCUGGAGUCUAAGGAGUUCAACUACAGUCAGCCUGUUUGCGCUGCCACACCUGGCAAUCACAGUGCAGACCAGUGGCUCUCAGCUGUGUUCUGUGUUUUCCUGACGUUUAUUGGGAUCAUCGUGGUCCUGCUGCUGAUCAUUUGUUUCAUCAUUCUGAGAAGGAGACCUCUACCACUAGUACUGUCAUCCAUCCUUCACUCAGAGGAGACUCUGGUCGUCCUGCCGUGGAGUGUGUCCCUGCUGUCCCUGUUGAGUGUUAAGCCAACGCUGCCCUCUGCAGGUGAAAAGAGGAGCAACCAUUGUCCAGAUGAGAGUGACACUGAAAGUGAAACAGACGACAGUGACGGGGCCAGAGAUUAUAAACUGCAGGCAGGCACUAACCUCGUAUCCUCCUCUUCAUCUUCAUCAUCUUUGUCGGCUCCUUUUCCCUCAGAGCCUGACCCACAGCUUAAAAUCUCCUCCAACCAAAGCUCAGACUUCAGUCCACAGUCAGAAGAGACUCAUUCCAGUGGGGGAGUGAAACAGACAAUGAACAAACACACACACAAUGACAGUGUGACAACAGCAUUAAUUGUGUCGGAUAAGCAGGAGAUGGAGGUGGACAGUCAUGAUGUCAACCUGCUCACGUUAACCUUUGCCAUUCAUGAAGAGGAAGAGGCGGAGCCUCCGCUUCACCUGACAGACAUUGAGUGUCACUCUGCAGAGGAGGAGUUCACCCUCACUCCAAAUCAACCCUCGCAAACUUUGGACUCCAAGGAAGUUGCUGUAGAAUCAAUUUCCCUCUCUGAUGAUGAGGAAGAGGAGGAGUCUGGAUACAUGGGUCGUCCAUGUACAUAUGUUUUAAAAAAUGUAUUAUAGGAAUAUGGGCCUUUUUUUAAUGAUAAUGUGUUUUCCAGACUGAUGAGUAACUGUCAUUGCAAGACUGAACUAUUUAUUUAUAUAGGACCUUUCAUACACACCAAUGCAACUCAACAUGCCUCAUAGGAUAAAAACACAGCACCAAAGAUUAAUAAAACUGAUGACUAUCCACAGCUUAGCAGGAAUUAAAGAAAUCUAGAUAUGUAAAUGUAAUAAUAAUAACGCUCAAUGCUACAUGGUAAAAACCAUAUAAACUAGGGGUGUCAUGUGAUCUCGAUUGUAAAUCAAAUAUCAAUCGAAACACUGUUACAAUCUCGACCUUCGAAAACAAAGGUGGAAUCGCGGAUUCAUCGACACAUCCACCAAACUCGAGUCUCCUCCCACUUCUCUGAAAUGACCGGUGUGGAAAUAUUUUGCUUUCUCCGUGAGUUUUGUCAAUAAUGUUUGCCUCGUCGACCAGAAAACCACGGUGUGUACGCUGUGUGAUGUGUGGGUAGCAAACCACCGGACAUCCCAGCAGGCGUCGUAAGGACGUAGACGUGACUAUGGAAACAACUCUGUUAACACAGGCAGCUCUUGUGACAACUGUCCAACUCAUUUACAGCAAAACAUCCUCAAAAUUCAACUAGUGCUUGCGCUAUAGGUGUUUGUAGCAUCAGACAUGCGACUUUAUUCAGUGCUGGAAAACCCUGGAUAUAAACAACUAGCGUACUGGAACCAUGCUGUAAAAUUCCAAGCUCAUCUUACCACAAAGGUAUUGCCUUUCAUGUAUGAUAACGUCAAGGAAAAAGUUAUUAGAGGUCUGAGAGGUUUAGGGCCCUUAACAACAGACUGAUGGACCUUCAGAGCAACACAGAGCUACAUGACCCUCUAUGGCUUCUCUUCUUUUUACUGUUAGUUUUCAAUUGACUGGUUAUUGUUACAUUCAUAUUGUUAAUAAAAUAUUUAAAUUUGACGCCUUAGUGCAGUACAUUGAAAACAAAUGAUGGACAUUAUAUCACUCAUGACACCAUGUAUUGAAUCGAAAUGGGAAUUAAAAACUGAAAUGAGUUAUCGUGACAUAAAACCAAUGACCCUCCCUGUGGUCCAGGGAGAGCAUGUAAGAUGGUAAACAAGGCCCAAGGACCGAGCCCUGAGGGACCACAGAAGUGGGGCCAUAGUGGGGCCUUGAUGUAGCCUCUCCCAGGGUCCACAUUCAUUAGUUUGUGGAAUCAAAUCAGUCAGUGACCCGUUCACACCUUGUGUCACAGGUGUGGACGUCCCUAAUGUGACUCUUAUCAACAGUUUGUACAAUAUAAUCACGCUUCCUCCUCUGCACAUGACCAAACUGUAAGAGUCGCAUAAAUCCGAGUUCAUAAGUUAAAUCAUAAUUUAGAUAAGUUAAUAGAUAAAUAAUUUAUUUGAUGUAAAUGUAAAAUUGGUGUGUUAAAAAUCCUGUAAUAGAUAAAAUGUAAUUAGUUAAUUGGGAAUGCUGUUUAUUUCAUGCACAGAACUAAUGUUUUCCCAGUUGUUGCACUACUACAGUGUAAUUUGAGGGACUGUAUACACAAACGCAAGGUGUGCAUGUGUCAAGAGCCGCACUUUAUUCAUUCAUUCAUUCAUUCAUUCAUUCAUUCAGUCUGAAGAAUUGGCCAAUGAGGUAUUUGACGAACUUUAAGUGUCUUUUUUUAUGUCGGUGCUGCGCGUCCUCUUUGUGUGUGUUAUGUGCCACUAAUGCGUCCUUGUAAUAUGUUCAUAUAAAAAACUGUUCUCACGGUGUGAACAAGACGGGGAGGAGAUGUUGUGUGUCUCAUGUUGUGAGGAGUUACACAAACAAUCUUAACCUUGCCUCUCUUUACUCUCCAAACCAUUCAAACUGAGCUGUCCCUCACAUAUACUCAUUUCUAAUACUGUCCAUCCUGGUCGUUCUCAACUAAAAACUCAGCAUCAAAGUCAAAGUUUAUUUAUUUGUCUCGUGUGGGAAAAAAUUGUGUCGGACAAGAGGAUCAUGCUGUAGUGCGACACAAGACAUUUUAAAUAGAUAAACGCAUGGUUUAUGGUUUAUGGGCAUAAAAAUACAUAAAAACGUACAUACAUACACCCACGCAUGCACACCUACAUACAUACACACCCUCCAUUCACGUCCAGGAGAGAGCAUCUUCUGCUCUGCCACCUCCAGCUCCACCUGCUGGUUUUUUGUAGAAAGUACUCUUAGCCUGUAACUCUAGGCAAUCAUUGAAUAAGAUUUUACACCUCAGUGUUGACCAUUUUUAAUGCAGCAGGACAGUAUUAUACAGGUUACAGUUAAAAAAAGCAGUUUUUGUAAGUUUUCUUCUAUGCUGUCGAUUUCAAAAUCAUUGUUUCAUUGCACUCACUAUUCAAACAUAUGUACAUACUCCACUAAAAUAAAGCAACAUUUCAGAUGGUAA
This is a messenger RNA of Solea senegalensis (Senegalese sole), 4102 nucleotides long. Its product is annotated as interleukin-10 receptor subunit beta-like. The record is from RefSeq and is a predicted model, not a curated record. The coding region runs from base 195 to 1694 and encodes 499 amino acids. The transcript has 8 exons. Lineage: Eukaryota; Metazoa; Chordata; Actinopteri; Pleuronectiformes; Soleidae. Gene Ontology annotation, molecular function: protein binding.